GAGGCUGUUCAAGCUCCGACGCCGGCACCGCGACCAUCUCCCAGACCGUCACCACGCCCGGCCCGGCGCACCGAUUUGCAAGCAAAGCCAGUGCCCGCUGAACGUCCCGCUGUGCUCAAUGCGUGGGCCGAUCCCGAGGCUACCACAUCGCCCAUACGGCAGAGUGAACCUCCCACGCCACCACCAAAGCCCCACGCUUUCCCCACCGUCUCAGAUUCCGUACCCGCUGCCGGUCCCGUCGACACUACGCAGCCCGAGCCCAGCCAGAACCCCGACCUGGCUCAGCCCAGCGAGAAUCAACCCGCGACCAUGGCCACGAACAACAACAUUGGACGCUCCCCCUUUCGGAACAUGCUCCGCAAAGGCAACAACAAUAUGGCUGGCGAGACCCCGCGUGUUGUACGACAAGGCAGUGCGCUCUCCACCGUUCAGACUUCAUAUCAGGCCGUCGGAGAUCGUCGGACCCUUCGUCUGGUUCGCUCCGAACCGGGCAUCCCUUUGGGAUUUUCGGUCAAGUGUCUCGUCUUGCCUGUGCGCGAUCCAGAUACCGGGGUGGCGUCGUUUGAAACCCACCGUGUCACUUUUGUGGAGUCUGUCGAACCCAACUCAAUCGCCGAGCAAGCCGGCCUUGAAACUG
This is a messenger RNA of Monosiga brevicollis MX1, 637 nucleotides long. RefSeq lists its product as uncharacterized. The record is from RefSeq and is a predicted model, not a curated record. The annotation marks the transcript as partial. The transcript is spliced from 3 exons. NCBI's taxonomy places the organism in Eukaryota, Choanoflagellata, Craspedida, Salpingoecidae.